This is a messenger RNA of Salvia miltiorrhiza (redroot sage), 3978 nucleotides long. RefSeq names its product protein HEADING DATE 3B-like. The transcript has 4 exons. Gene Ontology annotation, biological process: regulation of photoperiodism, flowering. The record is from RefSeq and is a predicted model, not a curated record. Lineage: Eukaryota; Viridiplantae; Streptophyta; Magnoliopsida; Lamiales; Lamiaceae. The coding region runs from base 1890 to 3671 and encodes 593 amino acids.
AAAGAAUGUUGUCCGAAAAAUAAAACCAAGCUCACCUCCCAUUUCUUACUCUAUUUUGCAGCCCAAAGAUCGAUUUUUUUUUUUUUUUUUAACAUUCAAAGAUCGAAAAUUUGACCCCAAAAAAUAUGUUCUUUCAAUUGAUAUCUAUCUCUCUCUCUUUCCAAUUUUUAGGUGAUGCGAUCUUUUUUUCAGGUCAUGAGGUGACCCUCUCCUUUCGCUGAUUCUAAUCUAUCUAUCCUCACCACCUGUGCCUUACCUCUCUCUCCUCCUCCUCUCAUGAGAUCAUGUUCCGUCUUAUAUACCCUUUUUCCUGUGUUUCUUGCACCUGGAUUUCAGUCACAGUGUUUUUUAUAUUUGAUUUGGCUGAUUUGAUUAUCUAAUUCACGUGCAUUUUGUGGGAAUUUGUCGUUUAUUGUAUCAGUUGGAUUUUUUCUCUUCGUGCAGUGAGUGUGCUGCAUUUUCAUGCAUAGUUUGAUGUGUUUAGGUUAACACUCUCUGUCUGUCUAAAGGUUCGAUCUUUAUGUAAUGUAAGGAUUAUUUUUCUCUUUUUUUUUUGGGUGGAAUACAUUUAAUUUUAUUGAUUUCAAGAACUCAUAUAUUGUUGUUUUGAGGUGGGCUGCUGCUGCUUGGAGUAGGUUCAGUAUUUUAUUUGUGCUUUCUUGUUUUUUUUUGGAGGAAUUUUUAUGGAACUUUUGGUUUCAGCUUAGGUUAAUUUAUCUGCAAUGGUGUGGAAUAAGUGGGAUUUUGUUAUUUAGUUUGAGGGAGAGUGGAAUGAAAGGUGAAAAAGAUGAAGGGAAGCAAAUGGUUCCUCUGUUUCCUGGCCUUCAUAUUAGUGAUGGAGAUAAAGGAGGGCCUAGGGCGCCUCCUAGGAACAAGAUGGCUCUUUUCGAAGAGUAUAGUGUGAAUUCCCAAGGUCCGGAGCUCAGGUCCGGACCUAGGCCGUUGCUGCCUGUUCCACUUGGCAGUGGCUGUACUAACUUCGUCUCACAAGCAUCUUCGAGCAAUGUGAGUUGUGCAUUUUUAUUUGAAGCGUGAGCUAGCCUUUAUGUGUGAGACCUUGAGUUGUUUAUGUGUGAGACCUUGAGUUGCUAGACCACGCUGUGCUUGAAUUGUUUGAAGGAGAGUCAUUAGUUGGAUUUUCAAUUCUUGCUCUUUCGUUUCACAAGCAUCUUCGAGCAAUGUGCAAUGUGAGUUGGGGAAAUAUUUGUUAAUGCAUUUUUAUCACGAAUUAUGAGCUUGCAUUUAUGUGUGGAGUAGAGCUUGUGUUGCUAACUUGCUAGACAAUGUUGUACUUGAAUCACGUGUAGGACGGUCAUUAGUUGGAUUUUUUAAUUGUUGCUCGUUGUGUUGAGAUAUUUGGGCUUCUCUCACUGAGCUAGUUUCACCUGCACAUGACUACAUGAAAAAGGAUUUUUUGAUCCAUCUGUUCUCAGAUUAGGUUGAGUUCAUCCUAACUAGCUGUGGCAAGAAGACUCAGUCAUGAAUCAUGUGUGGAAGAGUCAUUAGUUGGAGUUUCAAUUCUUGCUCUUUGUGUUUGGGUCUCUCCCAUUGAGCUAGUUGCACUUGCACAUGACUACAUAAAUAUGAUUUUAUUUAUCCAUCCAUUCUCAGAUUAGGUUGAGUUCGUUUUAACUAGUUAUCUCUGUCGUGUGAACUAGAAACAUGGAGGUGAUGAGUAUAUAGUUAAGUACGAGACCUUUGAUAAAUCAACAUGAUAGUUUAUGUUGUUUCUACUAGUCGAAUUUCUCGGCCACUUUUAAUAGAAUAGCACGCAGAAGGCUUUUCCUUGGCAUUUUCUAAGUAGCUGCAACGAGAAGCUCCUAGUAUAUAACUUAGGAACACGAAGAUGGGAGUAUCUAGUGAUCCGUUUUCUCAAUCGUGACAAAGAAAUGAAAAUUUGUGUUGCUGGUGUAAAACGGAAAGUACGGCCUGUAUUAGCUGCAAUGAACGAAUAUCCUCACUCUCCAGAGUGGUACUACUCUCAUUGUUCUGGUGGGGUGUCAGGAACAUCAAAUUAUCAGAAUCCAGGUUCCUCGUCCGGCCUAAUGAUGAAAGCCAAGUGUAUCUCGGUUCAACCACCAUGUGGCUUUUCCAGCUAUAGUAACUGUUGCACUGAUGAAAAUGAUUUUGGAGUUUCGUCUUUUCUUCAGUCCGGGAAGAUCCUCAACUAUGGCAAUCCUCAGCUGCAUGUGAAAAAAGAGAAGCUCGAUGCCUUUAGUUCAAAACUGUCGAAGGUAACGAAAACUGGAGAUCAAGAAAACAGUAAAUUAACUCUGAAUAACGUUGGGAAUAGAAUAUCCCACCCGAGCAUUGCAGCCCUUCAACGUGAUCACCUAAAGAAAACCAGCAUGGGAGAUGAUGAGACGAGCAGAUUAGAUUUCCCUCAAGCAUUCAAGAAUCUGCACAAGAGCAAGACUGUUGCUGAUGAUAUGUCUGCAUUAUGUGGCGUUGCCUCGAGAAAAAGCACCUCUGCGGUGGAUGAUACAGCUCAUUCCUCUCCACGAGCUGAAGACUGCAACCAACGGGCAAACAUUGACAACGAUCCUCUGUCAUUGAAAAUAGGAGAUGCCAUCAAAAGGGAAGAAACCUCGGAUACUUGCACCGAGGACUCUCUCCUAGGUCUAGAUUUAGCUACUGAUGAAGUUGUGAGAGUUAUUGGCCAGAGGCUGUUCUUGAAAGCAAGGAAAACAAUGGUCCAUCAACAGAAAAUAUUUUCUUUGCAGAUGUUUGAACUGCAUAGAUUGAUAACUGUGCAGAGACAUAUAGCGAGGUCGCCAGAAAUCUUUCACGAUACCACCUUCGACCCCAGCAAGCCAUCCAUCAAGUUUCCUCCGAUCAACAAGUUGCUCUACGUCUCUCCACUGGAUCCAUCCCCGGCUGUUGCUAAAGCAAAAGUCGACCCUCCGAAGUCCAAUCUUGGCACAGAUUGUGGAUCUGAGGCCAUAUGUGGACUGCUUCCAUUGCCUACAACCGAUGUCGAGAAAGGGCUUCUUGCUCAGCAGAAACCUCUCCCAAAUCCCACAUCCAUCCCCAUUGAUCCUAAACUAGCACCGUGGUGCUUGCCGGUUCCAACGGGAAAUCAAUGGCUAGUCCCGGUGAGAUCUCCCUCGGAGGGACUGAUAUACAAACCAUAUCCUGGUCCGUGUUUCCCAUCCGUUGGUUUCAUGGCUCCCGUCUAUGGAAACUGCCCCCCAAUAAGCUUAAGCUCAUUGGGAGGGGCAACUUAUGGCGGUGUCCCCCCUCCCAACGAGCAAGGAACUGGAGGCUUUUGCAGCACCGAGCUCAGCCAGAGCUACUUGCAACCCUAUCCAAUGCCUCUGAUCCCAUCAGCUGGAGCUCAGGCGGGCGAACUUGAUAAAAGCUCGUCUUCCAACUUCUUCAUGCCACAUCAGAUCCCGUGCAAAGUGUCGAGCCAGAGCGCGAUAGUUUCGGAGUGUGGUGGAAAUCUGCAUAGAUCGAGUGGAAGUGAAAUGCAGGGCAGCACAGAGAGUAGUCCGCCCGAGAGAUUGGAAGGAGACGCGCUCUCACUCUUCCCCAUCACGCCUUCGCUGCAGAGGAACGAGCAGAGGGUGCAGGCGAUCAAGGCCGUCCCGCACAAUCGUAUGUCAGCAUCGGCAUCAGCAGCACGGAUUUUCCAGUCGAUACAAGAAGAGAGGAGAAAACAAGAGUAACUACUCAUCACCUUUUCUGCAUACACAAUUCAUAAAUGAUCUUGUUGAUCUUCAGUUUUGGUCAAUACUUUUCUUUUUAAUCAUUAGUUUUGAUCGAAUUGGUUUAUUUAACUGUAUAUAUACAUGCAGAGAGAGAGAGAGAGAGAGAGAGAGAGAGAGUAGAAUAGGAGAUGGAUGAAGCAUUCAUUCAAACUAAUAUGAUUUUUUUUUUGUAUCUUUUUGAGGUUUCAAUAAUUUUCCUCAUACAAUUUUGAUCGUACAGAAAUCAAAUGUAUUAAUGCAUGAGAAAUUUCAGAUUGUAACGUUA